This is a messenger RNA of Archocentrus centrarchus (flier cichlid), 930 nucleotides long. RefSeq names its product odorant receptor 131-2-like. Gene Ontology annotation, cellular component: membrane. The record is from RefSeq and is a predicted model, not a curated record. Bases 1 to 930 code for a protein of 309 amino acids. Gene Ontology annotation, biological process: detection of chemical stimulus involved in sensory perception of smell; G protein-coupled receptor signaling pathway. The transcript has a single exon. Lineage: Eukaryota; Metazoa; Chordata; Actinopteri; Cichliformes; Cichlidae. Gene Ontology annotation, molecular function: G protein-coupled receptor activity; olfactory receptor activity; odorant binding.
AUGGCAUCUAAUAACUCACUGAUUGAUGAUCAUUUGGCAGUAAACAAAGUCAGUAAUCAGGUCAUCAUAGUACAGAUAUUUAUCUCCAUGUUUAUUUGCAUCAACCUUUUCCAAAUCACCACAUUUUUUAUGAAAGAUGUUUUUUACACAACCAUGCGCUACAUCUUAUUUGCUGUUACACUGAUGUCCGAUUCUCUCUUUUUAUUUGUCACUGAUGUCUUGCUCAUUUUGAGCUUUUUGAAUUUCACCAUACAAAUGUGGUUGUGUGUUAUUAUAUACAUUGUUUUGUCUGUGUACACAUUUGUCACACCAGUUACUCUGACAGCAAUGACCCUGGAGCGCUAUGUGGCCAUUUGCAUGCCCCUGCACCAUCCAGAGCUGUGCUCUACACAGAGAGCUCUGCACGUGACCCUGAUCAUUCACAGCCUCAGCUCUGUGCCCUGCAUUGUUAUUCUUUCUAUUUUCUUUGCAUCAGCAAACCACAGCUUCUAUACCCAGAGAAGAAUAUGUGCUGUUGAAAUAUUCAUCUUUCACAGUUGGCAGGGUCAUCUUAGGGCAGCUAUAAGUCAGCUUUAUUUCUUGAUUAUGUCCAUCACUAUUGUUUUCUCCUAUGUGCAAAUAAUGAAAGUGGCUAAAGCUGCAUCAGGAGAGAAUAAGAAGUUGAUGUGGAAAGGCCUCAGUACAGUGGUUCUUCAUGGUUUCCAGCUGCUGCUUUGUCUCAUCCAGCUCUGGAGUUCAUUCAUAGAGGCUGCUGUCCUCCAAAUUGAUUUUAAGUUAUAUGUUAAUGUGAGGUACUUUAAUUACAUAACCUUUAUUCUUGCUCCAAGAUGUCUGAGUCCUUUAAUUUAUGGCCUCAGGGAUGAAAUGUUUGCUCAUGCACUGAAAUACUAUGCUUUCUGUGCCUUGUAUAAGAAACAUCCAGCAGCUUAA